AGAACUAGAAAUUCUAGAAUCCCAUUUAAAAGAUGCCAUCAUCUCUUUCUCUUCGUAGCCUUAAUUCACCGUCACCAUUCUUCCAUUGUCUUCCUUCAACCCCUUUCGUUUCGUUCCAAUCACAAGCAAUGGGUUCUUUCUCCUCCUCCUCCUCUUCUUCUUCUUACACCCAACAACAACAACAUCAAAACAACCUCGACGAACACAAACUCUCGCACGUGCUGAAAUACCACAACCAAACCAAACACGCUUUCAACCACUACGCCAGAGGCCCUCAUGGGCUCGAUUGGGCCAACCAGCCCAACCCAUUUCGCAGGUACCUUUCUUCCCCUCUCCUCUCUCUCCUUCACUUCCCCACAGACUCUGACUCACAACAAAACGCACCGUUUUACCACUCCCUCUUCCACUCUCUCCCCUCUCCCAAACCCGUUUCCAAAUCCACCAUAUCCCAAUUCCUCUACGAUUCCCUCGCUCUCUCCGCUUGGAAAACCACUGGCUUUUCCACUUGGUCCCUUAGGGUUAACCCUAGCAGCGGCAAUUUGCACCCCACUGAAGCCUACAUCGUUGCUCCACCCAUACCCUCUAUCUCUGAUUCACCUUUUGUUGCUCAUUAUGCUCCAAAGGAGCAUUCUUUGGAGCUUAGAGCUCAAAUCCCAUCUGGGUUUUUCCCCAAACAUUUUCCCCCCAAUUCCUUCCUUGUUGGGUUCACCUCUGUUUUCUGGCGCGAGGCUUGGAAAUAUGGGGAACGUGCUUUCAGGUACUGUAACCAUGAUGUUGGUCACGCCAUUGGUGCUGUUACAAUGGCUGCUGCGUGUCUUGGUUGGGAUGUUAAGGUUUUGGACACACUGGGGUGUGAGGAGUUGAAGAGUCUAAUGGGGCUUCGUGUUUUUCCCGAGUUUGAAAUCCCGUCACGUGCUGUUAGAGGGAAGAUUCCAGAGAUUGAGUUUGAGCACCCUGAUUGUGUUAUGUUGGUUUAUCCAAGUGGAGUUGGUGGGUUUGAUGUGAAUUUUAAGGAGUUAAGUUGUGCCAUGUUGGAAUUUGAUAAGUUAGAGUGGAAAGGGAAGCCUAAUUCCCUUAGCAAAGAGCAUGUGUGUUGGGAUGUUAUUUAUAGAACUGCUGAGGUUGUGAAGAAGCCUUUGACAUUGGGGCAUAGGUUCUUGGUUGAGCCAUUUCAAAGGAGUGGUCUUUAUAGUGAAGGUUCUUAUAAGGACCUUACUGUUAGGCAAGUUGUCAGGAAGCGUAGAAGUGCUGUUGAUAUGGAUGGAGUUACUAGUAUUGAGAGGGAUACGUUUUAUCAGAUUCUAGCACAUUGUCUCCCUUCAGGUUGCCAAGCUGAAGGGAAGCAAAGGAGACAACUUGCAUUGCCGUUUCGGGCACUUUCGUGGGAUGCCGAGGUGCAUGCUGCUUUGUUUGUUCAUAGAGUGGAAGGGUUGCCACAAGGCUUAUAUUUGUUAGUGAGGAAUCAGACGCAUUUUAAUGAGUUGAAGAAAUCUAUGCUCCCUGACUUUUCGUGGACCAAACCUGAGGGCUGUCCUGAUGAUCUUCCUUUGUAUGAACUACUUAGAUCCGAUUGUCGGCAGCUUGCGAAGCAGCUUUCGUGCCACCAGGACAUUGCAAGUGAUGGUUGCUUCAGCCUUGGUAUGUUGGCCCGUAUGGAACCCACUUUGCGUGAGAAGAAUGUAUGGAUGUAUCCACGAUUAUUUUGGGAGACUGGAGUCCUUGGACAGGUGCUGUACCUCGAGGCACAUGCUGUUGGAAUCUCUGCUACUGGAAUUGGUUGCUUCUUUGAUGACCCUGUGCAUCAGUUGCUUGGGUUAAAAGGAUCAGCCUUUCAGAGCCUCUAUCAUUUUACUAUUGGAGGUCCUGUCUUAGACAAGCGUAUUAUGAGUUUACCAGCAUAUCCAGGCCCUGAUGUUGAUGCUUGAUGACUUCAACUUUCCAUUCAAUGUUUACAGAAACUUACAUAACAAGUGGCCUGUCAGAUGAAUCUCUUUACCAAAACACUUCAUUUAACUAGUUAUAAACCUCUGUGUAUAUUUCUGUAUAUGUGAGUUCCUCCACAUAGGUAAAAUUUUGUCCGCAUACACAACUGCAUAUUUGAUAAUUUCUGGUAACUUUGCUAACAAUCUACAUUGUUGUUUAGUAAAUGUGUAAUAAAUCUGGAUUUCUUAUUAUAGUUAAAGAGUAACAAAUGUAAUGAUGAAUAAUUGGUAAAUCAUUCUGCUGUAUAGUAGCCAGCAACAUCAUUCUGCUAUAUAUGAGCCACAAUGGCUUUGUAUCACAAUUUUUCGCGUUUGG
Molecule: messenger RNA, 2298 nt
Organism: Abrus precatorius (Indian licorice)
Lineage: Eukaryota; Viridiplantae; Streptophyta; Magnoliopsida; Fabales; Fabaceae
Exons: 3
Coding region: 33-1925 (630 amino acids)
Molecular function (GO): oxidoreductase activity
Source: RefSeq, a predicted model, not a curated record